AUGGCCAAUGAGCCAAUGAAACUUGGAUCCGUCCUUCUUGAACCGUUUCGCCUAAAAAUUCCUAUCGAAGCUGAAGUUUAUAAACUAGAAGCUGGUGUUAUUGUCGAUAAUUAUUUUAUUGAUGCGGACAUUGUACAUGCUACAGCCGGUACAUUUGGUGCACGAUGUAUAGCCGCAAUUCCUGAGAUUAG
Paraglomus occultum is the source of this 191-nucleotide messenger RNA. NCBI's taxonomy places the organism in Eukaryota, Fungi, Glomeromycota, Glomeromycetes, Paraglomerales, Paraglomeraceae. The record is from the annotation of a GenBank genome assembly.